GCUGCCCCUGUGGCAAUUAUUCCGUAGCCUGUCACCGCGUCCCGUGACAGCGGGGCCAGCUAAUGCAUUCCCUGCUUGAAGAACACAUGGAGGGUUGAAUCAACCGCACAUGCCAUGCGAGGCUGAGUGCUGAUCUAAAUCCCAACUUGUCCUUUCUGAGCGCCACAACCGAGCUCACAUUCCCGCACGCAGCCUUACAUCAAUGCGAUGGUCUGAUUUUGUCCCCCGAGUCGAGUCGAGCCGAGCCGAGUCCCACUGCGGAGUUAGAUGGAGGGAAUCGCGAACGACGAUGGCCAGGAAGCUGGCCUUCCUCCAAUGCCGGCCUCUACCUCGACCAACGCAAUGCAGACCUCCAGAGCGCAAUUGCCGAAGAUGGCAGCUAUGAAUGGGAUUGAAGGCCGACCCGGUGCCUAUCUUCCAUCGCCAUUACUGACUCCCACCGAUCAAUCGCCGAACCCUUCGCCGCCGCCUCCCGAUUCGCCUUCGAUGCAAGAGAACAACACCAUGGGAAAUGGCCAAGCCGCGAGCUUGAGCAUGGAUGCAUAUGGAGACGGCACUAGGAAGACACGGAGUCGAUCGGGAACAAAGACCAGGGCGGGUGAAGGAGUUCGACGAUUAUCAGCCUCUCAGAUGCAGGAGCUGACUGCGGCACCGGAUUCUCUGCCCAUUGCUUCUAUUUCCGACCACCCACCUCCCCAACGGCAACAGCCUUUGUCCGCCGGUUUCGCCGAGACGAUCUGUCGUCAGCCAAUCCAACCGACUGGGCGGGAUCGUACCGAUACCGUAUCUUCAGAUGGGGCAAACCCGCGAGCGACUCGCCCUCCACGGCCGAGAAUACCAUUGCGAACUCUCUCUACUCCUCCCACAGGUCGGCGGAAGUCGACCAGUCAGCCCCCGACCGAUCCAUCCGCCAAGCGCCGAAACUCGGCCAACCAUACACCCCAUCCUCCUCCUCUAAAUCUUGCGGCCCGCGGCAGCCUUCCUCCCGCCACAGCCCAGAUGGCUGCCCGUGCUAGACCUGACGCGAACGACCCCCCGCCGCCGCCGUCUCCCAUACCGCCCACCAUCCCGCUCCCUCCCAUGUCCAUACCCACCGUGCUCCAGCUGGAACUGGCCGCGCAACGGCCCAGUCCACUGUACAUCCACCAUUCCUACGCGAGCGAUCUGCCGUACGAGUCGAGCGCGAUCAAAUUUGAACGCCUGAAGAAUUUCCUACUACUUCCCUCGUACUUCGAGAGAACCAUGAACUUUGGCGUGUUGGCUUGCUUGGAUGCAUGGCUCUGGACCUUUACCAUCCUGCCAAUGCGCUUCUUCGGCGCGCUGGGCGUCUUGGUUCGGUGGUGGGGGUAUCUAAUCCGCAAGGAGGUUCACUGGCUACUUGUUUUUGUGUGGUCCGGGCUCGGCAGACUGUGGACGAGGACUCGGCGCGGCAGACACUCUUCGAGAAGAGCCAGCAACGUCUCGGCUGGGAGCAGCGCCACCGAGGAAUCCCGAAGCCGAAGCAGGUCGCAUGGGGCUUUUGCCAACGGUACUGGAUUUGCCGCCGCUGGUAAUGGCCCCGAUGGACAGACUCGGCAUCGAAUGGAUAACGCGAGACUGAACAACGGCAAUGGCGAGACCCGUGGGCCCAAGAAGCAAGCCUCCAAGUCGCAGCAAUCCGCGUUCCGACACCGACGGACAAAGUCUGUACCAUCGACUUUGUCCUCGGUUCACAAGGCCGACCUCCUUCAGGGGGCUGUCAUCAUUUGCAGCUCUAUAUUCCUCAUGAAUCUCGACGCCAGUAGAAUGUAUCACUUCAUCCGCGCGCAGUCAGCGAUGAAGCUAUACGUCAUCUAUAACGUCCUCGAAGUCAGCGACCGGCUUCUCUCUGCCCUCGGCCAGGACAUCUUCGAGUGUCUGUUCAGCUCCGAGACUCUGUCCCGCAACAGCUCCGGCCGUUCCAAGAUCCUCCUCCCGUUUGGCAUGUUCCUGCUCUCACUGACAUACAACACGUUGCAUUCGGUCGUCCUGUUCUAUCAGGUCACCACUCUCAACGUUGCUGUCAACUCGUACUCGAAUGCCCUGCUCACCCUUCUCAUCUCGAACCAGUUCGUCGAGAUUAAGAGCAGCGUGUUCAAGCGGUUCGAGAAGGAAAACACCUUCCAACUCACGUGCGCCGACAUCGUCGAGCGCUUCCAGAUGUGGAUCAUGCUCCUCAUCAUCGGCAUGCGCAACGUCGUCGAGGUCGGCGGUCUUUCCGUACCAGGCGCUGGAACCGAGACGGGCGGCGAUGACCCAACGAGCAGAGUCCCCCUGCACUCAGCCUCAGUCCUCCCAGCCAGCUUCACCAUCGUGCCCUCGUGGCUCCUUUCCGGGGAGGUCUUAUCGCCCUUCCUGAUUGUCAUCGGCAGCGAGAUGAUUGUCGACUGGAUCAAGCACGCCUACAUCAACAAGUUCAACAACAUCAGACCUACACUAUACAGUCGAAUCCUUGACAUCCUGUCCAAGGAUUAUUACACCAGCGCCUUCGCCGCCCCAUCGCUCACCCGCCGUCUGGGACUCCCGCUCAUCCCGCUCUCAUGCCUCUUCAUCCGCGCCUCAGUCCAGACCUACAACAUGUUCCUAGCCACCCACCUCCCGGCCCCUCCCCUACCAUCCACCCAGACCUCCCUCUCCGUCGGUUCGACCCCCACGCCGUCAUCCUCCUCCCCCGCCGUCGUCUCGGCCCUCGACCGCCUCGACACCAUCAUCCGCUCCGCCCUCGGCCGCGCCGUCCACGGCGACCCACAGCAGCAGCACCACCACGACCACCACCACCCCAGCAACGGCACCGGCACCGUCGGCACCGGCAGCAUCCUGCCGGCCUGGGCGCGCUGGACCAGUGACGACGCCGUGGCGGCCGUCACCAUGGUGGUGGUCUUCCUGCUCGUGUUCCUCGCCCUGCUCGUCGUCAAGCUCGUCCUCGGCAUGGCGCUGCUGCGGUACUCGCGCGACCGGUAUGCGCGCAUGAAGGUGCGCGAGCACGCUGUGGCCCAGGGCCGCGAGCCCCCCUUGCCGUCGGACGAGGCGAGGGGGAAGCGGGUCGGCGGGCACGGGGAGGUGGAGACGGGGGAGGAGCGGCGGAGGUGGAUCUACGCCGAGGACGCUGAGGGGCUGAGGAAGGCGAGGGCGAAGGAGCGGAGGGCCGAGAGGGGGCCUGAGAGGGAGAGAGAUAUUGAUAAGAUUGUGAGGUAUGAGAUGGUUGCUAAGAGGAUUUGGUAGGCUGGUAGUGCUUGCUGCUUUUAGCGGGUUUGCUGGGGGUGGAUGUGUGUUUUUAUGUUUGUAGUAUUGCUUCCUGCCAGGCAUUUACGAGGUGUUGUUUAUUUAUUUUCUUAGUCGGUUUAACAGGUUAUGACUACCUGCUUACAACCUAGCCUUAUACGUUAGAUGGGGGUUGAUAAGUCGAUUCACGCAUUUACAGAGUAUCGCCGGGACCUUUUCUUGCCUCUGUGGUUGACUAGAGGUAUGAUGGUUAACAAAGAGCUUGAUAUACCGAGCUGGCGAUGUACGCUGGCAUGUUGUUCACGGUUUGGCCUGCUGACUUGGCGAUAAACUAUUGGGUACUAUGGCUUAUCCGGAACGGCACAAAUCGAUCCAGUUGUCCAUGUGUUAUUUAUCUGCUCCGAGAGUUGUGCCUAUCUAACUGUCUCAUGG
Messenger RNA from Phialemonium atrogriseum, 3672 nucleotides. RefSeq names its product eukaryotic membrane protein family-domain-containing protein. The record is from RefSeq and is a predicted model, not a curated record. The coding region runs from base 268 to 3240 and encodes 990 amino acids. NCBI's taxonomy places the organism in Eukaryota, Fungi, Ascomycota, Sordariomycetes, Cephalothecales, Cephalothecaceae. Gene Ontology annotation, cellular component: endoplasmic reticulum membrane. The transcript is spliced from 2 exons.